Glycine soja is the source of this 4871-nucleotide messenger RNA. Its product is annotated as histidine kinase 3-like. Gene Ontology annotation, molecular function: phosphorelay sensor kinase activity. Bases 915 to 4007 code for a protein of 1030 amino acids. The transcript is spliced from 10 exons. Gene Ontology annotation, biological process: phosphorelay signal transduction system; phosphorylation. NCBI's taxonomy places the organism in Eukaryota, Viridiplantae, Streptophyta, Magnoliopsida, Fabales, Fabaceae. The record is from RefSeq and is a predicted model, not a curated record.
UUGGAAAGAGAUAAUGGCCUAUAAUAAUAUUUUGAAAACAUUUGUGCUGUGCUACCGUAUUAUUCUUAUCAUCUUUGCCUUUCCAAAUUCUCCUACUACCUGAACUCGAUGAACAACAACUCAUUGCUUUAAAGCUCUUUUCAGCUUCAUUCUCCAUGUUUAAGUGACCUUUUUUUUACAGUGUGCAGCUAGCUUCUAAGAAAAAAUAAAAAUCUCUAGAACACACUCACGUGCUUGUGUUGUUCUUGUUUGGUUCUAGGGCCAUGAAGUGCGAGCUAGUAGAUUUUCUUUGCUGAGUGAUAGUGAAAAUCGAAUCUUUUGUAGGUUUAGUUUUGACCCUUCCUUUUUGUUCUGCGCCUUGGUUGGUAGCUGCUGCUAGCUGACAAGAUAAUAAGGAGUAUCAAUUUCUGUGUAGCAUUAGAAACCCAGAAUCUUGUGAUUCUUUUAUUCUUUAAAGGGUAUUUGAAUUUUUCUUAUCUGCCUCUAGUUUCAGUGUUCAUUUUGCAUUUCUGAAUUUUAAGCUAUUGGGGUGGAUAAGACAGCAUCUUAUCAAGGUCACAUCUCUUAUUAUUAUUUUUAUUGAAGAUGUCUUUUUUAUUUUUCCUUCCCCUUCAACCUACUUGUUUUUAGGAAUUGGGUUUCUGUUGUUGUUGUUGUUCAUCAAAAUCUCGAAUUUUCUUCAAUCACAAGCCUAAAAAACAAAUCUUUUAGUGAAUAGGUGUGUGUUAGCCUUGUGGGGAUUCUGUGGAUUUGACAGCGGUUCUCUCCUCUCCUCUCUCUCUGUCUCUGUCUCGGUCUCUGUCUCUCUCUCUCUCUCUCUCACACACACACAAGCCUGCCUGGAAUCAGUUAGAGUUGACACCCGCAACCUGUUUGAACUGUUUCUUUUUAACCUGUGUUGGUUACUGUUGUGGAUGAGUUUGCUCCAUGUAGUUGGGUUUGCUCUAAAAGUGGGGCAUCUACUUUUGGUGCUAUGUUGCUGGGUUGUGUCUGUCGUUUACCUUAACUGGUUUAUUAGCAGUGGAAUUAUGGAAACCAAGAUGAUGGGUGGUGGUGGUGGUGGUGGUGGCAAGAUGUGGCACAAAAAAUGGUGGGAGAAUAUAUCAGGGCAGGGUUGCAAAAUCCACCAACAGUACUACCAGUAUAUUGGCUCUAAGAAAGUUAAGAGAGCGUUGUGGAGGAAGAUUUUGCUGACAUGGGUCGUGGGUUGGUUCAUAGUAUCUUUGUGGAUCUUCAGCUACAUGAGCUUGCAAGGUACUGAGAAGAGGAAAGAAACUCUCGCAAGCAUGUGUGAUGAAAGGGCUAGGAUGCUGCAGGAUCAGUUUAACGUCAGUAUGAACCAUAUCCAAGCCAUGUCCAUUCUGAUCUCCACCUUUCACCAUGCUAAGAGCCCCUCAGCCAUCGAUCAGAAAACUUUUGCAAAGUACACAGAAAGAACAGCUUUUGAGAGGCCUCUUACAAGUGGUGUUGCGUAUGCUGUAAGGGUGCUCCAUUCUGAAAGGGAACAAUUUGAAAAGCAGCAAGGUUGGACUAUCAAGAGGAUGGAUACUCUAGAGCAGAACCCGGUUCAUAAGGAUGAUUAUGCCCCAGAGGCAUUGGAGCCAUCCCCCGUUCAGGAAGAAUAUGCUCCUGUCAUCUUUGCACAGGAUACAAUUGCACAUGUGAUUUCUGUUAAUGUGCUUUCUGGAAAGGAAGACCGUGAAAAUGUGCUGCGUGCAAGAGAAUCAGGCAAAGGCGUUUUAACUGCGCCCUUCAGGCUGCUCAAAACAAAUAGGCUAGGGGUUAUCCUGACAUUUGCUGUCUACAAGAGAGAUCUUCCAUCAAAUGCAACCCCAAAUGAAAGGAUUCAAGCAACUGACGGGUAUCUUGGGGGAGUCUUUGAUGUUGAGUCAUUAGUGGAGAAAUUACUUCAGCAACUUGCUAGCAAGCAAAGUGUAAUUGUUAAUGUGUAUGAUACUACAAAUCACACUCAUCCAAUUGCCAUGUAUGGCUCAAAUGAAUCAGGGGAUGUUUUCUUUCACGUCAGCACUCUUAACUUUGGAGACCCUUUUAGGAAGCAUGAGAUGCACUGCAGGUUCAAGCAGAAGCCACCAUGGCCAUGGGUGGCAAUAACUACUUCAAUUGGUAUCCUUGUUAUUGCACUCCUUGUUGGACAUAUUUUCCAUGCCACUGUGAAUCGAAUUGCCGAAGUAGAAGAUGAUUAUCGUAAGGAGAUGGAACUUAAAAAACAAGCUGAGGCGGCUGAUGUUGCAAAAUCCCAGUUUCUUGCUACUGUUUCCCAUGAAAUCAGAACACCAAUGAACGGUGUUUUAGGGAUGUUGCAUAUGCUUAUGGACACAGAUCUAGAUGUCACCCAACAGGAAUAUGUCAGGACAGCACAGGAAAGUGGAAAAGCUCUGGUGUCACUUAUAAACGAGGUUUUGGAUCAGGCUAAGAUUGAAUUUGGUAAGCUAGAGCUUGAGGCUGUGCUCUUCGACAUACGGGCAAUUUUGGAUGAUGUAUUGUCACUAUUUUCUGAGAAGUCUCAAGGAAAAGGAGUAGAGUUGGCAGUUUAUGUGUCAGAUCAUGUUCCAGAACUACUAAUAGGUGAUCCUGGAAGAUUUCGACAAAUAAUUACCAAUCUCAUGGGUAACUCAAUUAAGUUCACGGACAAAGGACAUAUUUUUGUCACAAUCCAUCUUGUUGAGGAGGUUGUCCGUUCAAUAGAGGUUGACAAAGAAUCCAACUCAGAAAAUACCUUGAGUGGUUCCCCUGUUGCUGAUAGUCGCCGGAGCUGGGAAGGAUUCAAGGCUUUCAGUCAAGAGGGACCUCUUGGUUCCUUCUCAUCCCCCUCCAGUGAUCUUGUCAAUUUGAUUGUAUCUGUUGAGGAUACAGGUGAAGGUAUUCCUCUUGAAUCUCAGCCACUCAUCUACACCCCAUUCAUGCAGGUAGGUCCAUCCAUCUCCCGAAAGCAUGGAGGAACAGGAAUUGGCCUAAGCAUUAGUAAGUGUUUGGUUGGCCUCAUGAAUGGGGAAAUUGGAUUUGUGAGUAUACCCAAGACUGGAUCCACAUUCACUUUUACAGCUGUAUUCACCAAUGGACACUGCAGUUCAAAUGAGUGUAAAGUUCAGCAAAUCAACAACCAACCUCAGUCUGCAUCUUCAGAAUUCGAAGGGAUGACUGCAUUAAUUAUUGACCCAAGAUCUGUUAGAGCAAAAGUGUCUAGAUAUCACAUCCAACGGCUUGGCAUUCAUGUUGAGAUGGUUUCAGAUUUAAAACAAGGUUUGUCAACCAUAAGCAAUGGGAAUAUAAUUAUUAAUAUGGUUUUGAUUGAGCAGGAGGUUUGGGAUAGAGAUUUAGGCUUGUCAUCUCAUUUUGUCAAUAACACAAGGAGAAUUGAUCAGGGGGUUCCUCCAAAGCUGUUCAUUCUUGUUAAUUCUAGUAGUUCUUUUAAAGCUAGUGUAAACUUGGGUGUUCAUAAUCCUAUUGUCAUCACCAAACCUCUGAGAGCGAGUAUGCUUGCUGCCUCACUACAACGAGCCAUGGGUGUCCAAAAUAAGGGAGCUCCUCAUAGAGAGCUCCAAAGUUUGUCUCUUCGCCAUCUUCUUCGUGGCAGGAAAAUUCUAAUUGUAGAUGACAAUAGUGUGAACCGUGCAGUAGCAGCUGGUGCAUUGAAAAAGUAUGGAGCAGAUGUGGUUUGUGUUAGUAGUGGUAAAGAUGCCAUCUCUUCCUUGAAGCCACCCCAUCAGUUUGAUGCCUGUUUCAUGGAUAUUCAAAUGCCAGAAAUGGAUGGAUUUGAAGCUACAAAGCGAGUUAGGGAGAUGGAAGAUAGUGUGAACAGAGAAGUAUCUAUGGAUGACUUUGAGAAUAUUACAAACUGGCAUGUACCCAUUUUAGCCAUGACUGCAGAUGUGAUACAUGCUACACACGAGGAAUGCCUAAAGUGGGGCAUGGAUGGAUAUGUUUCAAAACCCUUUGAAGCUGAACAGCUGUAUAGAGAAGUCUCACGGUUUUUCCAGUCAUCUUGAAAAGAAAAGACAGUGCUGAUCUAAACCAGAUAAACUGAUAAUGGAAGCAUAGCUGUUUGUACUCCAGGACACUCUGAAGUGGGUAAAUAGGUUCAGAAGUCUCCUGAGAGUAAGUUCCCUAUUUAACAGCCAGUGCAUGUUUUAGUAUUUCACCACCUCAAAGUUUGGGGGUUGUUCACUAGAGACUGAAGAAUGUUUAUCUAUCUCAUCUGAAAGGAAAAAGAAAAUGGAACAAAGGGGGACAAUAUUGUAGAAGUUCAGAAAUGGUUCAUUCUACCUUUUUGACCUAUUUUGUUGUCUUUUCUGCUGUGUGUGAAGGUCCCUGGUUUAAAACUUUGUUUUUGUGGCAGGGAGUGUACGUAGGAGCAAAGUUUGAUUGGUUGCAAUUGAGUUGUAAUUGGUUGUUAAGGGUAGCAAAACCCAUAUUAAUUCUUCUUCCUUGUAAACUCAGCCUCUCUUCUCAUUCGAAAUGAUUGAGGCUGAUUGGAAGAUUAGGGUGUAUUAUAAUACAGGUUCUGGAGUCUCCUCCUUGUGUAUGUAAUAAUACAACUUAUAGUGAUCUAGCCUAGGCACGUUACAUUUUAUGUGUAUUGAUGCAUGUAUCACAAGGGCUUGAUUCAGGUGAAAGGAAGAAAAUUAGCUUCUUGGCAUCAAAGGAAGCUAGCCCAUCAUCAAUCUUUGUAUAUGACUCACAAUAAAGAUGGUGAUUGAUGUAUCACACCAAGCUUGCUUCCUUUUGUUCUUAACAGUGCUGGAAUUCGGCUUGCAAACAUGUAACUGAUACAUUAUACUCUAGUGUUUGAGUGAUCCACCAUUUUUUUGGCCUAUUUGUACAUUUCCAAUUUCUGGAUUUCCUUUGACUCA